Messenger RNA from Brassica napus (rape), 3096 nucleotides. Its product is annotated as sulfite exporter TauE/SafE family protein 5. Gene Ontology annotation, biological process: protein ubiquitination. Gene Ontology annotation, cellular component: membrane; Cul4A-RING E3 ubiquitin ligase complex. The transcript has 4 exons. NCBI's taxonomy places the organism in Eukaryota, Viridiplantae, Streptophyta, Magnoliopsida, Brassicales, Brassicaceae. Bases 1408 to 2751 code for a protein of 447 amino acids. The record is from RefSeq and is a predicted model, not a curated record.
AGCAAAAGGUGUGAAGUGAACGUGACGUUUUGGUGUUCGUGAGUGGAUAGAAAAAUCAAGAUAAAGAAUAACACGGAAAAACUUUAUUGAAGCAGAGGCCUUGGAAUCAUUGAAUGAAAGGACGAUGAAGAAACAAAUGAGAAACAGAGUACAUGUAAAAAUGUGACAGUAACAGUCUUCUUAUUACAUUUUUUUUUUUUUUUUUGAAACACAGUCUUCUUAUUACAUAAUUCUCGAAACCUUUGACCAAAAUUGUAUUUUUUAAUGUAUAAAUCAGAUGUCAACUAAGACACGUUGGGUCUUGCACUAAAGUCUGAAACGAAGAAAAAGUUGAUCACAUGCGUGUGUACGCACUGAUGAUGCACGUCGGGAAAAUUUGUGGAUAAAAAGGCUGUUAUUUAAGGCCUUUAACAGGCUUAAUUGAUAAGUUGUUCUUAAGGCCCAUAACAGGCUUAAUUUACCGUUUAAUUAAGGUCCAAUGUAUUAAACCCAUUCGUAGAUUCACUAAUAAAUGUGGAAAAAUUUUAGUCACUGUAGUUGAAGUUUAUUAAUGUUUCUAUAACAGAAAUUUUGAAUUUUGAAUUCCGAAAAAAUUGAUUUAUCAACAAUUUUAUAAAAAAUAAUUCACGAGAAAUUAAUGAAAUAGAACAGUUAAAAACGAUUAUACUUAAAACAUUUAUUAGAAUCAUUUGGUUAAAAACUGUUUAAUUUAAUUUAUUUUUUCAAAAAAAAAACUGUUUAAUUUAUAGUUACUUACACUAAUUUAUUAUUCUAUUAUAAAUUAUAAAAGUAUUAUAUAAAUGAUUCUAAUAAAGGUUUAAGUAUAACAGUUUUAACUGUUCUAUUUUUAUUAAUUUCGUGUGAGUUAUUUUUUAAUAAAAUUGUUGAUAAAUCAAUUUUUUGGAAUUCAAAAUUCAAAAUUUUUGUUAUAGAAACAUUAAUAAACUUCAGUCAAAUUAUGGACUAAAAUAUUUCCACAUUUAUUUAUAGAUAGAUACAAAAUAAAUUAUUAUUUGACUUACCAAGUCUUUCAUUCAUGUUCCAUGAGGUUCACAAGGGGACGUUUUCUUUCUCGUCCCCUUCUUAAACAAUUUUUUGAAAGCGAAAACGUACAUACCUGACACAUUCUACAGUUUCAGACGACAACUGUUUCUUCUUCUUCUCCUACUUAGAACUGUUCUUUGCGUGAAUAUUGCCACAGAUCACAGGUAAAUGAACGAAUCUAAUCUUAAAUAACAUUAUUUAGUGCUUAAGUCAAUGAGAUUACUUGCUGCAGCCUACUCAUCCGAAAGCAACUUGCUAAUGUAAUGUGCUCACCACUCUUUUGAAACCUUCAAUAUAAAGAACAACAACAAUGCUUCAUUAGAUCACAAGCAAACAUUAGUUUCAAUCUUUAAGACAAAGAGAAUGAAGACCUUUUUCGUUUGCCUUCUUCUUCUCCUUUGUGUUUUAUCGAUCAACGCUGAUCAACAAGAAGAGAACCAACCAACAUCUCAUAAGAUUCUCCACAAAGUCCAACUAUGGAGAACUUCUUUGAAAGAAUCAAGCGCUCAAGAACUCAAGCUGUCUUCAGCAAUCAUUGUCGCUGGAGUCUUAUGCUUCAUGGCUGCCUUGAUCUCGAGCGCAGGUGGGAUCGGAGGCGGAGGUUUGUUCAUUCCAAUCAUGACUAUAGUCGCGGGGUUUGAUUUGAAAACAGCUUCAAGCUUCUCUGCUUUCAUGGUGACCGGUGGUUCCAUUGCCAAUGUCAUCAGCAAUCUCUUUGGCGGUAAAGCAUUGCUUGACUACGAUUUAGCCUUGCUUCUCGAGCCUUGUAUGCUUCUUGGUGUGAGUAUUGGUGUUAUCUGCAACAGAGUUUUGCCUGAGUGGCUCAUCACUGUUCUUUUCGCGGUGUUUCUCGCUUGGUCUAGCUUGAAGACAUGUAGAAACGGAGUUAAGUACUGGAAAAUUGAGUCUGAUGCUGCGAGAGGGAAAGGACAUGAGAGGCCAGAGAAAGGACAAGGGGAGACAGAGGAGGAUGAUACUAAGAGUCUUAAAGCACCUCUCCUUGAAGCUAAAGCGAGGAGAAACAAGACUCCAUGGACGAAACUUGGUGUCUUGAUCGUUGUUUGGGCGUCUUUCUUUGUUAUUUAUCUUCUUCGUGGUAACAAAGAUGGAAAGGGAAUCAUAACGAUAAAGCCUUGUGGUGUUGAGUAUUGGAUUCUGCUUUCACUUCAGAUACCUCUUGCUUUGGUUUUCACAAAGCUUGCUCUUUCGAGAACCGAUAGUCUCCAAGAGAGAUCCUCUAACAAUCAGAAAGAUCAAGAAGGUACAAGACUAGACCAGUCCACAAGGUUUAUGUUCCCGGUAAUGUCAUUUUUAGCCGGUUUAUUGGGUGGUAUAUUCGGUAUUGGUGGUGGAAUGCUUAUAAGCCCUCUUCUUCUUCAAGCUGGGAUACCACCACAGAUAACAGCAGCAACAACAUCAUUCAUGGUGUUCUUCUCAGCAACAAUGUCAGCAGUUCAAUACCUGCUACUUGGAAUGCAAAACACUGAAGCAGCUUACUUGUUCUCCUUGAUUUGCUUCUUUGCUUCGCUUCUCGGUCUUGUUUUGGUUCAAAAGGCAGUAGCUCAGUUUGGAAGAGCUUCCAUCAUUGUGUUCUCUGUAGGGACAGUGAUGUCUCUGAGCACAGUCCUUAUGACUAGCUUUGGAGCUCUUGAUGUAUGGACUGAUUAUGUGGCAGGCAAGGACAUGGGGUUCAAGCUGCCAUGUUAAAGAUAUUGUUCCUGAUCCUAAAUCACAAAACAAUAUCAUCGGUUUCUUUUUCUUGUUUUUUUUCUGUAACAUUAAGAGGCUCUAAAUUCAUCUCUAUGUAAGAGGGGGAUUUGGAGCAAAAUGGCACUGUAAUGUUUAUAUGUUUUUUUUGUAAAAUUUAAUAAUUUGUGGAUGUACCUAUACUAGUUAAGAUCUUGACUGGAAGCAACAGGUUAUAUGUCACAGUUAAGUAGAUGCUGGUGUUUUGUAGUCCUGUGUUAAGUGUAAUGUUCUGUAAGCAAAUGAAACAUGGAUAAAGCUACAUUGCUAAGUCAACAAACUGUUCCAUAAUCAUAUAGUUUCAAA